ACACAAAAAACAAGAAACAACCAUUCAAGAGGUAGGAGAAACUAAAUGUUUCGUUGGUUAAGUUUUGCGCCCGAGUUUUUCCAACCUAUCCAACUGCACAGUAGUGGUUCUCUUUGUUCCCUACAUAUCGCUGUUCUGGCUGGCUUUAGAAGCUCAUUAUGUAUGUUGGCGAAACUCAUGGUUCGCGUGUUAAGACAUUGAGUUAGGCUGAUAGUUUCAAACAAAAUUAAUAGCAAAAAGAGGUCUAGCUAUGGAUCUAAGUUCAGAUGAAGAGACAACAUUCACCCAUCGUAAAUCUUCAGCCAAGAAAAUAUUUGAUAGUGAUGAAGAAACAGAUGAGGUAGCUGGAGAAAAUUUGACGGAGGCCACUGAAGAUUUCAAACUACAUCUCUCUGAUGAUGAAGAUGAAGGCAAUGGCUAUAUUGCUGCCAGAGCAAGACCAAAUUCAACAGACAAAAUUGUUACAUCACCUAACAAGGCGGGAGACAGUUCAAAUGAAGAAGACAACAAUGAGGAGUCUAAUGCCUCCUCACCACCCAGUCCCAUCUUGGAAUCUGGCAAGUUAAAUGUAACAAAAAAUAGCUCUCAAAGUCCACCAGCCUUAUCAGUAGCUGACGACAUUAGGAAAAAAUUAAGUGCCCUGGCGGAUUCUGAAUCAGAAUCUGAUGUAGACGGUGAUCUUCGACCUGUAUCCAAAAGUGCUAGUAAGAAGAAAAGUCGUUCCAAAAACAAGCAGGGCUCUGAUUCUGACUCUGACCCCACUAGAUGUGACAGCGAAGGUGAGAAGAAAGCAAAGUCUAUUACUAAAGGAAAGAAACCAAAUCUAGGACCUGAAAGGAAGAGUAAAACCAAUGCCAAAAGUGCUAUGCUUGAGAUUAAAGCUGAAAGUCAGCGGCAACUGCGGCAAUCCAACAUUGGACUUCCAUACCAUGUCCCCAAGCAAAGAUCUCUGCUGGAUUUCUUGAACCGUCGAAAAUCAUCGUCUCCCAUGCCAAUCAAAGGUCCCACUGAGCAGCUUGUUAAAGUUUGGAAGCAAAUUGAGGAACGUGAAAGAGAAGUUGAAGAAUUUUACAAAUCGGAAUCAGAGCAUGAAAGUGAUUCUGAGAAUGGAGAAUCUACCCAAGAUGUGGGAAUGGAUGGGAAUACUGCUGAAAGUGGCUCUCUAAAGGAUGCUGACACAACACCAAGUAAGGACCAUCUGCAUGAUAAGAACAUAAACCCUGUUAACAGUGUGGUCAGCUGUGAAGACAACAGAUUAGAAACUACUUCGUGCUCAUCAGAAGUUAUGAAGACAACCUGUGAAGCAGAAGAGGAGACGAGUUCUGUUAUUUCUGACUCACAAACUGCUGAUCGGAACUUAAUUAAUAAAACUGAUGAAAUUGCAUGUGACACUUCAAUGAGUGAAGAGCCUACUGAUGCUAUUUCUACAGAUGCUAAAGAAAUUGAAGAUGGAACAAUCACGCAAGUGUUGACAGAUGCUGAAGAAGAAGUUGGAACUAACAACCUUCUAAAUAAAAUAGAACCAAGGACUGAUAAUGUUGAAAGAAAAUCCUCAGAUGCUCAACCUACUAAAAAGGUAGUAUCAUGUCAUACUCAAGGCUCACAGGACAUAAGUUUACAAUUGAGUGAGACUCAAAAUUUAUUAGAGGAAUCAAAAAAUGCACAUCAAGAGAGAACAAUAGCCGAAGAUCUUGCAAAAACUACAGACAAUGGUUUAAGUGAAAAUGAGGGUAAGAACUCAAAAACUUGGGCCGAGUUAAAUUCCGAGAUGAAGUUAUUGGAUGGUGAAGAUUCUGAAUCAGAGGAUGUUUCUGUCAAAGAGGCCACAGCCAUGAAGGUGCCAAAAUUGUCCACUGGCCCACGGUUGAGUCUCAAAGGGGCUCCUGAUGAAUUGAUCGAUCUGGAUGACAUGAGUUCUAUUCAAUCUGUGACCCCAGGAGUUAAAGGCCUCAUUGAAAGAUUCAUGAAGCAUUCAGGAUCUAAGAAAAAAAACAACAGAGCACAAACUGUUGAGUUGAGUGUGAUAUCCUCAGAAAAGGAUAAUGUCGGAGAUGUCCAAGAAGUCAAACAUGAAUCCAUUAAAAUUGUUCUGAGUGGAGAUGAUAACACCCGGUCUGAUCCAACUCCAGGUGCACGAUUAAAGUUGUUGAAAAACGAACUGAACUUGAAGAUGCGGAAACAAAAAGAAGAAGAAUGGUUAAAAAAGCAGGAAGAAAUGAAAAAUGAUGAAGUUUUUCUAGGUGAAAAGGAUGAUUGUGAUAUGUUACCUGAUGAGGAGGAUGAAGAAGAGAUGACAGACAGUGAAGCAGAAUCUGAACCUGAAAUCAAUGAUGUCAGGGAGCCCAAGAAGAAAAAGAGGUUUAAGGGCUUAUUUGUUGACGAGGAAGCUGAAGUUGAAGAUGAUGAAAAUGCUGGAGGUAGUAAUGAUGACGAGGAUGACAACGACAGUACAAGUGACGAUGACAAUGACAAUAAUGAAAUUGACAACGUACUGGAGGAUGAUGUGGAAUGUAAAGAAAACAGCAAUGGUGACAAAGAAACCAACAUUGAGAAACCAGGUAGCCUGAGGAGGACAUUGACCUCAGUUUCUGAUCUUUUUGCCUCUCAGUCUACUGAAUGGCAAGAUGAUGACGAUGACGAUUUCAUUCCUGCGGGUCAGCCAAACCGCUUAACAUGUGGUGAAUCAGUAAGCCAUAAAGACAAUGAGCAACAAAUAAUAUUCUCCCCCAUUACUCUAAGCCUCCCUAGUACAACACAAAAUUUUUUGGAUGCAGACCCAGACUCAGAAUUAACACCUCCUAAAGUUUCAUGGCCAAAUGAAUCUAAAUCUCAAAACAGUAUCAAAAAACUUUUCACUGAGCCAGAACCCAGCAGUACACAGGAAAAAUUAGAUGAAUUGGCUCAAUUAUUUGGAGCUAAGUUUAAUGAUUCUCAGGAAAAAAUACCAGGUCUUGCAAACACAUCUUGCAAUGAGGAGUCUGAAACUGAUUUAAUGGCUCUUUGCUCUGGAAAAUUUGUUACUCAGCUACCACGUCCACAGGAUUUAGAAGAUGCUGGAAAACUUUUAAACUCUCAGUUCCUAUCUCAGGAUUCAGAAGCUGAGUCCUCUCAAACAGUAAAAGUGACUGACGAAGAUUCUGUGGAUUUCAGUCUUAAGUUUGAUGGGGAUAUGAAGGCUGGAGAGGACGAUGAUGUGUCAAAGGAGAAGUUCAGAUUGGAGAUAAUGUCAUCUGAUGAGGAUGAUGAGAUGGAGAAAAGAAAGACAGAGAAAAAGAAGAGACAUAGAAAAUUAGAAUUUUCAGAUGAUGAGGAAGAUCCUGUCCCAAAAGGCACAUCUGAGCCAGAAUUAAGUGAUGAUGAUAGUGACGCUCCUAGCACUGAAAAUAAGAAGCUCUUUGGAAUAUUCUCUAAAGAGCCAAAUGAAGUGUUUUAUGAUUCAGAUGAGAAUGAAAUUGAUGCUGGUACUUUCCUUGAAAAAGAAGCUGAACUCUCUGAAGAAGAAGAUUGGCAAGGUAGUGAUGAUGAAGAUGAAAAAGGAUUGGAUCAACUAGAAAUGAAUGAAGCAGACAAGGAAGAUAUUGAUCAAGAUCUUGUCAGGGAGCAACUCGUUAAAAAUCAUAUGCAGAAAAUGCUUGAUGAAGAUCGUCGUGAUGUUCGUAUUUUACAAGAAAUGCUUUUAGAAGAUGGCGAGUUGCACUCUGAAAAUGGUGGCAGGGAGCGACAAUUUAGAUGGAAAAACGUUGAUUCAACGGGCCUGGAAGAUGAUGGCCAUAGGUCAGAUGAGGAAAAUGCUGGUCAUGAUGAAGAUGAAGAUGAUGCUGAAUGGCGCAAGCUUAGACAUGAGCGAGAAAUGUUUUUGAAAGAGCAGCGAGAGAAGCAAAAAAAGGAGGCUGGAGAUUUGGAGGAGAAUGAUGAUGAUCUUGAAAAUAGUGAACUACUACAACUGGGCAAGUCUGUUCUCUUCAAGUGUCGAUCGAGUUCCAUGGAUUCGUCUACCAUUAAAGAGCCUCCUGCAGCAAAGUCGACUGUUAAAAAUAAUCUCUUAUCUCCAGAUGGGAAACGAAACAUGUUUUUAAAUGUCAACCAUUGUUUUCAGACCAAAAGAGGCUCGUUCCUGUCCCGGGGAGAUGGUGUCUUAGCAAAGCUUGCCAAAAUAACUGGACCUGCAAAAGAAAAUGUUCUGGCUGGAGCUAAAAGCAGUGGUAAUUUUGUGUUUUCUGCUAUCAGUCCUCCCAAAAAAGAAAUUAAAACUGAAGAUGUUGAAUCAAAGACUGGAAAAAGAAAAGCUCCUGUAGGUCUUGCAAAUCCAGCUGAUAAAAAGCCCUGCUUACUUCCCACUGCAAGGAAAAGAAGUGGGUUAUUUGAUCACCUAUGAGGGGGUUUAUCAUUCAAAUAUUAUGUCCCAUUUCUGGUGCUGCAUUGUGAUCUUGUAUGUGGUAUUGCACUUCUGAUAUCAUACUUGAUUUCAGUUCCUUUACCAUUCUAGUCUCAUUUUUUUUAUAAAAAAUUGACAUAUGUUAGUUAGCUUGUGAGUUUUCCUUUUCCUUUACUGGAAUAUAAACUAUUUGUAGAUCCCUCCUUCUCAUCUUCAUGUGCAUUGAAGUACGUAAUAUCUGGAAUGGAGGUUAAUUUUAAUUUUCCACUUUUUCUUUGUUGGAAAUUGAUGUCUAUAAUUUUAGUUUUUUUGACAAUAAUGAUGUUUUUCCAUAGUGGUAUUAAUGUGCAAUAUUUUCUUCUCGCUGUCAGUGUGUCAAUCAUCUUGUUAAUUACAUUUUUUGUGAACCAUAAUUUUAUUUUUUAAUUAGUAAUCUAGCAUUAAGCUUGUGAUUGUUCUUUGACAAUAUGUUUGAAUAUCAUGUCAGUAAGGAGGUAUUAAAAUUUUAACAAGUGUAACUGA
This is a messenger RNA of Frankliniella occidentalis (western flower thrips), 4897 nucleotides long. Its product is annotated as claspin. Lineage: Eukaryota; Metazoa; Arthropoda; Insecta; Thysanoptera; Thripidae. The record is from RefSeq and is a predicted model, not a curated record. Gene Ontology annotation, molecular function: anaphase-promoting complex binding. Bases 251 to 4375 code for a protein of 1374 amino acids. Gene Ontology annotation, biological process: activation of protein kinase activity; mitotic DNA replication checkpoint signaling; mitotic G2 DNA damage checkpoint signaling. The transcript is spliced from 17 exons.